Molecule: messenger RNA, 3032 nt
Organism: Salvelinus fontinalis (brook trout)
Lineage: Eukaryota; Metazoa; Chordata; Actinopteri; Salmoniformes; Salmonidae
Product: DNA topoisomerase 3-alpha-like
Exons: 12
Biological process (GO): DNA topological change
Cellular component (GO): nucleus; chromosome
Molecular function (GO): DNA topoisomerase type I (single strand cut, ATP-independent) activity; DNA binding; zinc ion binding
Source: RefSeq, a predicted model, not a curated record
UCUGUCUGUCUGUCUAGUACUCUACCAGAUCUGUAUGGAGGUAGGAGGGGUGCCUGUCUAGUACUCUACCAGAUCUGUAUGGAGGAUCCCAUAGCAACCGUCACCUCGGUAACCAGUAAACCCAAAAGCAAGUGGAGGCCGCUGCCCCUGGACACAGUGGAAAUGGAGAAGCUGGUUUCCAGGAAGUUGAGAAUCGGCGCCAAAGAGACCAUGAAGAUCGCUGAGAAACUUUACACACAGGGGUUAAUCAGUUAUCCGCGUACAGAGACCAACCUGUUCCCUAAGGACCUGGCCCUGGGCCCCCUGGUGGAGCAUCAGACACACAGCCCCUCCUGGGGGGCCUUCGCUAGGGGAGUGAUGGAGCAGCCAGGGGGACCCAACCCACGGCAGGGCACCAAGACAGAUCAGGCUCACCCCCCUAUACACCCCAUCAAGUACACCAGCACUCUACAGGGCAACGAGCAGCGUGUGUAUGAGUUCAUUGUGCGUCACUUUCUGGCGUGCGUAUCCCUUGAUGCUGUGGGGCAGGAAACGGUGGUCGAGGUGGAAAUGGCUAACGAGAGGUUCUCCGCCAACGGCCUCAUGAUCAUCAGGAGGAACUACCUGGACGUGUACCCCUACGACCGCUGGAGCACUAAGGUGAUCCCAGUGUAUGAGCAGGGUAGCCAGUUCCAGCCGUCAGCCAUAGAGAUGUUGGAUGGCCAGACCUCUCCUCCUCAACUCCUCACAGAGGCAGACCUCAUAUCACUGAUGGAGAAACAUGGCAUCGGUACGGAUGCCACCCACGCAGAUCACAUUGAGACCAUAAAGAGCCGUAUGUACGUGGGACUAACAGCUGAUCAGAGGUUUCUACCAGGAGAACUGGGGAUGGGACUGGUGGAGGGGUAUAACUCCAUGGGGUAUGAGAUGUCUAAGCCAGACCUGCGGGCGGAGCUGGAGGCGGACCUGAAGCUGGUAUCGGAGGGGAGGAAGGACAAACAGAGCGUGUUGAGACACCACGUUCACAAAUACAAGACGGUCUUCGUAGAGUCUGUCAAGAAAGCCAAGAGGUUGGACGAGGCUCUGUCUAUCUAUCUGGGCGCAGCCCAGGAGUUCAGCGAAUCAGAGCAGCAGGAUAUGGAGAUGCCCCUCCCAGUCAGGAAGUGUCCUCAGUGUGGGCGGGACAUGGUGCUGCGGAGGAGGAAGGAGGGGAACGGGAAGUACCUGUCUUGCGUUGGUUACCCAGAAUGCAAGUGUUCCGUGUGGUUUCCUGACACGGUGUUAGAGGUCAACAGAGACGAGUCUGUCUGUCCCACCUGUCAGCCCCGCCCCGUUCACAUGUUAAAGUUGAAGUUCCGACGAGGCAGCCUCCCUCCCAUGAUGCCGCUGGAGUUCGUGGGCUGCAUCGGAGGGUGUGACGAGACACUGAGGGAGGUGCUCAACCUCAAAUACCUCAGAAUGAGUGGAGGAGGGGUGGCGGGAGGAGUAGGAGGAGCUGGGGGAGGAAGAGGAGGAGCUGGGGGAGGAAGAGGAGGAGGAGGAAGGGGAGACACUGCAACCAGUCAGCCUAGACCUCGCCCAGCCCCCAGACCCAGACCGGACCCCCUGUCUCCCCAAGCCCCCAACCCCCCCUCCUCGUCCUGGCCCCCCCACCCUCGCCCUGACCCCCAGGCCCCACCCCCUGACCCCAGAGGUGGUGACAUCACCGUGUGUAACUGUGGGUCGGAGGCGGUCCUCCUCACGGUGAAGAAAGACGGGCCUAACCAGGGAAGACAGUUCUAUAAAUGUUCCUCUGGAGGCUGUAACUUCUUCCUGUGGAACGACCAGCCCAACACUAACAUUUACCCUCCAGGCCCCCAGGGGGCGCCACCCAGCAGGCCACACCAGCCCCCCAGGACCUCCGUGGGGGUGGGGGGAGGAGGAGGAGAGGUGGUGUGUAACUGCAGUGAGCCGGCGGUUCAGAGGACAGUCCAGAAGGAAGGACCUAAUAAAGGAAAGGUGUUUCAUACCUGUGGGAGACCCAGAGAUCAACAGUGUGGAUUCUUCCUCUGGGCUGACGAGAACGCCCCACCACCAGGUUCAGGUUCUGGAGAGAGAGGAGGGGGAGACUGGGGGAAGAGGGGGAGGGAGACUGGGGGAGGAGGAGCUCCCACCACCGCCAGACCCCCCACCGUCAGGAAACCCCGUACCUGUGGCAUCUGUCACAUGCCUGGACACACACGUGUCACCUGCCCUCAGCGCUGACCUUUAACCCCGGAUCCCACUGCUGCCAUGGAGAUGCUCUGACCCCAGUGUGAUCUUGUCCCCGACCUCUGACGUGAUCAGGAAGCUCUGCGAUUGAUGUUUGAUAUAAACACAGAACUAGAAUCAGUUUACCUUCAACCCCGCCCCUAACCCUAACCAUCAGGAGGGGAUCCCAAACUGACCAGAGGUCAGGGUUCAUUUGGGACAGGAGUGGAUCCCAAACUGACCAGAGGUCAGCUUCUAGAGGUGUUAAACCAGGGUUCAUUUGGGACAGGAGGGGAUCCCAAACUGACCAGAGGUCAGCUUCUAGAGGUGUUAAACCAGGGUUCAUUUGGGACAGGAGUGGAUCCCAAACUGACCGGAGGUCAGCUUCUAGAGGUGUUAAACCAGGGUUCAUUUGGGACAGGAGUGGAUCCCAAACUGACCGGAGGUCAGCUUCUAGAGGUGUUAAACCAGGGUUCAUUUGGGACAGGAGUGGAUCCCAAACUGACCAGAGGUCAGCUUCUAGAGGUGUUAAACCAGGAGUGGGACCUGGGUUCAUUCUGCCUGUGUCUCACCUCUGACAGAGAAACUGCUUUUAUAAUGACAUGGAGAAUGUUGUGAAUACAUAAUAUUUUACAGAGAAAUAAAUGAAUGGAUUUGAAUGGUAAUUUGUCCCCAAUAUGUAACAUUGGAGAUAAAGAAUAGAAUUGUAAAUCCAAGUAGCAGCUGGCAGGAGACUGACUGGAGAAAAGAGAAGAUUAAUACUGUUAUUUUUGAAUGUUUAUAUAAAAUCACUGAACCCAGCAAUCUGUUGUCCUGUAUUCUGU